This is a messenger RNA of Nerophis lumbriciformis (worm pipefish), 789 nucleotides long. The record is from RefSeq and is a predicted model, not a curated record. Lineage: Eukaryota; Metazoa; Chordata; Actinopteri; Syngnathiformes; Syngnathidae.
AUGUCUUUUAAAAGCAUAAUACCGGACAGUGAAGCGUUUGAUGAUUUUAGGAGUCAAUGUUUGUCGACUGAAAAUUGGCAGGAACGGUAUAACAAAGGAAGCAUGCAGGUGUGGAUGGAGGUUUCCAAGAAAAAAGGGGAAGGAGGGCCUAAAGUGCACAAGAUCAAGUGUAAAAACACAAUAAAAGAUGUCUCAGCGGAAACCAUGUAUGACGUCAUCCAUGACAGCAAGUACCGUAAGACAUGGGAUAAAGUCAUGCUUAAGAGUCAGGACAUCGCCAAAGUCUCUGCAUGCGCCGACAUCGGCUACUACGCGUGGAAUUGUCCGAAACCCAUCAAGAAUCGAGACGUGGUGACCCUGCGCACGUGGCGAGUAACAGACGACGAUUACUCGGUCAUCAACUUCUCCGUCAAACAUCCGGAAUAUCCUCCCAUAAAAGAAGCGGUGAGAGCCGUUUCCAUCCUGACCGGCUAUUAUAUCAAGCCUACUGGGCCCAACAGCUGCAUUUUCAUAUAUCUCUCGCAAGCUGACCCAAGAGGUUCUCUUCCAAAGUGGCUAGUAAAGAAAGUUUCUGAAGUAAUGGCGCCAUCGGUGCUGAAGGAUGUGCAUAAGGCAGGUCAACGGUAUCCCAGUUGGAAAGCUGAAAACUGCCCGGAGUACAAGCCCUGGCGGAACCCCACGCAGUGCACCUUGCCCAUGAUUGACCCGUCCAUACUGGCCAUCCAGCGGUGCGACUCACUGGAGAACGUAGAUGAGAGCGGCGCGCAGGAACAAAACGCAGAAAGUUAG